AUGUUCAUAGAAGUGCGAGGAGGCUUGCGUGCGGCGGCGUCCCCCGGCGAGAUCGUGCCUGCUGCGGCCGCGGCCUCCAGCGAGGACGGGGCGGUCAUGCUGUUGGAGGACGACGACCCCUGCACGGCGCGCUUCCGUUUCCGACGGCUCCUCGCGUUCCUCCGCCGGGAGUACUGCUGCGAUAAGAUCUACGGCGUGGCGAAAGAUUGGUUGGGUGUGAUCUUCCACGUGGAGGACCUGGUGGCGCAGGUCAAGGCCGGCAAAUUGCAGGAGGCGUAUCACUACGUCCGCUCCUUCGCGACCAUCAACGACUCGAGCAAUGAGGCUGAACUCCUCGCACAGUUUCUCCAAUACCUCACAGCCAUCAGCGGCUUCUCUGAAGGCCGCAUCAGGGAGGGAGGCCUUUUCUGCGACUGGAUCGGCAGGAUUUACGGGCAUCCUGAGCUCAACACUUACCCCUGCUUCGCCUCCCUCGUUGCCGAUGCCCUCUUCCUGCGCAUAGCUCAACUCAGGAGCUCCCUGAACUGGAAACUUGUCUGCAACAAGGCAGCGGAGAUGGUUGAGGAAAUGGCCUACAAGGCGCCCGAUCUCAAGGAAAGGAUGCGUUACCCACGCUGCCGGAACGACCUGUACGAUGUAAUGCCCAUCAGAUCCAGCUUUCGUGGAAGGAGGAAGGUGAAGAACAUUGGCCACAACCAACCAACCAAUCUUGCCCAGUUCUAUCUUCAGAUGAAGAAGAGGCUGCCUUCUUCAGGUCAGGCGGAACGUCAUGAUUAUUCAGGGUCAGCAAGGGACCAAGGGGAUAUGCUGGUAGCACUACUUGAGAAAGCUUUGCAAGCUGGUAAACGUGUGGUGCUCAAGCAAGACCAUCCACCUGCAUAUUUGUCCAAAGGAGUUUUUCCACUCAUAGAGGUGCUAGCUUAUAAAUCUAUACCUGAACGCUUGAGAGAACUAGCAAAUCGAUGUAAAUCCAACCAAGGCAUAAAGCACUUGAGGUUUGAGGAGUCUCACCAGGAUACUGCCCAUCCAGGAAAUGAUUUAAAGAGGCCACGAACAACUGGGAAUUUCGGUGGUCAUAAGAGAAAGAGGCAAAUGUGGAGUCGGCAGCGUCAAACUCAAGGUGAUCCGGGCAAGCCAUCAUCUACUCGUGCUGCUUCCGACGCUGUCCCAUCACCGCCGCUGGAUGCCAUGGCUGGUCUGUCAGAGGAGGUGGCACAGGCGGAGCAGGAGCAGAUGCACCUGUAUCUCCAUGAUGACUUCCCAGUGCAGGAUCUAGAAGGAGACUGACUCGCUUGGCCAGGACCUGGAUCGGCUCCUCACCAGCAGCGAUCCUCAGCAGCCGCCGGGCCACAUAAAUAUGCUGAUUGUCCUCAACGCAAGGAAGAGAUUGAGCGUUCUGUUGGACGUAUCGAACCGUUUCCUCCCAGUGCCGCAGUUUAUAAUACCAGCGAGAAAGUCUCUGCAAGCAAUACUUGAGUGCUGCAAUAACUCCAUCAUCCUUGGAUUCCUCUCAAGGGUGGUUUACGCGCCAUCCAUUCUGCAGGCGGUUCACACAAUGAGGGAAGCCAUUGCAGCUGUGGACAACCUGUUACUGUUUGCGGAUGAAGCCCUGAAUCUGUUCACCUCCAUCCAUAAGGAGGUUGAUGCACUGGAGAAGCAGUGUCUUCAGGCAAUUGCUCCUCCGCCUCAAGCCGCACAAGCUCCUGAUCAAGCAGCACCAGCUCCUUUUCAAGCCGCGCAAGCUCCUGAUCAAGCCGCGCCAGCUCCUGUUCAAGCCGCGCCAGCUCCGCAAGAAGUCGUAGCUUUGCCAGCACCAUCCCCAUAGUUUCAGUCAGGAGUACAGCUAUGUCUGUGAGACCGAGUGUCUUCUGCUUCGUUCAGUUGGUGUCUAGCAGCACUGCAACAGAGCAAUAUCCUCCCUUUUGCUUUAGCUUGUGUGGACUGUUAGCAGCUGUAGGCUAAAUUGAGUUAUAUAAGUUAGUCUAAUCUUUACUGUUCUGUUCACUAGAACCAUUAAUUAUUGCACUGUCCUGAUUAGUGUUUGACUACACUUCCGUUUUGGUAGUUAACUAAGCAUCGGUUUAAUCUUCCCGGCAUGAACCCUUUGAAUUGUA
This is a messenger RNA of Panicum virgatum (switchgrass), 2114 nucleotides long. RefSeq lists its product as uncharacterized. The coding region runs from base 1 to 1287 and encodes 428 amino acids. Lineage: Eukaryota; Viridiplantae; Streptophyta; Magnoliopsida; Poales; Poaceae. The record is from RefSeq and is a predicted model, not a curated record. The transcript has 11 exons.